Molecule: messenger RNA, 670 nt
Organism: Mixia osmundae IAM 14324
Lineage: Eukaryota; Fungi; Basidiomycota; Mixiomycetes; Mixiales; Mixiaceae
Exons: 1
Coding region: 260-529 (89 amino acids)
Source: RefSeq, a predicted model, not a curated record
ACGCCUCACCCCUUCAUCCUUCCUCAUCAACAGACCCCUUCAUCUUGCAACGGAGUCACAAUCCUGAGUCUGCGCCGUCAUCGUCCCAUCGAUGCUUAGAUAGUCCUGACAAUACCAUUAUCGGUACAUGCAUAGCUUAUCAGAUGCAAGGCUAGAACGCUCGACCUAUCAUGAGCGGGGCACCGCCGUAUGACAAAUCCCGCGUUGCCAAUAGCACCACGGCUUGAGGAGCACGUCAGCAGCUGCGCCGAAAGGUCCGAUGAGAGCUCACGCCUGCCUCCGUGCAGUAAUCUUCGUCUGUGAUGCCGGGACAGUCGACAGCACGCACGUGCAGUUCCUGUCCGACGAUGUCCAUCAGCCAACGGCAUCACAGCGGGCGUUGUCAACCAACAUGGGCGCCUGUAGCUAUAGCGCGGCUCAUGGCCAAUGCAAGCAUGGCGAAGAAGAUCGCAAUCGAAAGGCAUUUGUUGUUCAUCGUGUCUGCUGCUUGGUGAUCAGGACUGAGCCAGUGGUCAACGAAGCCUUAUAAGCAAGUCUCGACGCAGCGGAAGGAAGGAUGCAAUACGAUCGGAAAGAUACCCCGACAUUGCAACGCCCGCUCUAGCCGAGUUGCGGUCCGUCCAUGCUACGCACCGCGCCAUGCUGCUCAAACGGUUGCUCAUCUCCCCUC